This is a messenger RNA of Neospora caninum, 936 nucleotides long. RefSeq lists its product as hypothetical. Gene Ontology annotation, cellular component: cytosolic large ribosomal subunit; ribosome. The record is from RefSeq and is a predicted model, not a curated record. Gene Ontology annotation, molecular function: 5S rRNA binding; structural constituent of ribosome. The coding region runs from base 1 to 936 and encodes 311 amino acids. Gene Ontology annotation, biological process: translation; ribosomal large subunit assembly. Lineage: Eukaryota; Apicomplexa; Conoidasida; Eucoccidiorida; Sarcocystidae. The transcript is spliced from 4 exons.
AUGGCGUUUGUCAAGGCGCUCAAGAACAAGGCGUACUUCAAGCGGUACCAGGUCAAGUACCGCAGAAGGCGACAGGGAAAGACCGACUACGCCGCUCGCCGUGCUUUGGUCCUCCAAGACCGCAACAAGUACAACGCACACAAGCACCGCCUGGUGGUGCGACUGACAAACAAGCGGAUCAUUUGCCAGGUGGUUUACUCCACCAUCGAAGGAGACCGCAUCCUUGCCAGCGCAGAGUCGACCGAGCUGCCCCGCUAUGGCGUCAAGAUCGGUUUGACCAACUACGCCGCUGCUUACUGCACCGGUCUCCUUCUGGCCAGACGCGUGCUGAAGCAUCUCGGCAUGUCUGAGGCCUUCGAGGGCGUCGAGGCCACCGGGGAAGAGUUCCACAUUGAGGAAAACUUCGGUGAACGCCGCCCCUUCAAGGUCCUCCUCGAUGUCGGCAUCGUCAGAACCACCGUCGGCAACCGCGUCUUCGGCGCCAUGAAGGGCGCAGCUGACGGAGGCCUGCACGUCCCCCACGGCAUCAAGAAGUUCCCCGGAUACUCCAAGCCCGAGGGCGAAGGCGAGGGCUCCUAUGACCCUGAGGCGCACCGCGCUCGCAUUUUGGGCCUCCACGUGGCAGACUACAUGCGUCAACUGAAGGAGGAAGACCCGGAGAAGUACAGCGCUCAGUUCGCUCAGUACAUCAAGAACAAGAUCGAGGCUGACGACAUCGAGGCUAUGUACAAGAACGCGCAUGCACAAAUCAGAAAGAACCCCGACCCCGUCAAGAAGGAGAGAGCCGCCAACGCCCAGAACGUCCGACAGGGCAACGUGAUCAAGACCGCCAAGGGCCAGUACGUUCGCAACGUGAAGUUGACCAAGGCCCAGAGACGCGAGCGCGUGCAACAGAAGAUCGCAAUGAUUGCGGAGCAGAUGGCGGCGGAGGCAUAA